Molecule: messenger RNA, 3787 nt
Organism: Camarhynchus parvulus
Lineage: Eukaryota; Metazoa; Chordata; Aves; Passeriformes; Thraupidae
Gene: HELQ
Product: helicase, POLQ like
Exons: 18
Coding region: 527-3682 (1051 amino acids)
Molecular function (GO): nucleic acid binding; ATP binding
Source: RefSeq, a predicted model, not a curated record
GUGUCUUGCGGAGGGGGAGCAGUAGGACAGCAGGGCGGGACAGGUCGGGAAAGCCUCACCUGGUCCGAGCGCUCAGGCUGCCCUUCAUGCUGCAGGCGGCGCGGUCGCGCCCACAGCUCCGCUGCAAGGGAGAGCGACAAGGUUAGCGACGGCACGGCGUGACAGCCGCACAGGCGAACGCCCCCGCAGCCGCUCGAGACAGAGGGAGACCGGGAGGGACGCACCAAGAACCAGGCGCGACCAGCGCCUCCGCGCCGCCACAGCCUGCGCCGCCAUGACACCCGCACCGCCACUUCCGGCCGCGCGUCACUGCCGCCGGCCCCCCGCUGGCCAAUAGCAGCGCGGUCUUCCCGACCCGGGACAGGCGAUUGGCGGCAGCCCGGCCACGCGCUUCCCCCGGCGGGCUGUUACCCGCAGUCCCCGCUCCCGCCAUGGACGCUGCGCCUCCGCGGGGCGGCCCCGCGGCCUCUCUUCGCGUCCUGCCGCGGCCGUGACAGCCCCACGCAGCCUCCGCGCAGCCCCGGCCAUGGCGGAGCCUCGGCUCGCCGUGCGGAGGAAGAGCCGCUCCAGCUCGGAGCGCAAGCGGGGCCGGGCCCCAGUGCAGCCCGUUGCCGCUAGCUCGCCGGUGGCUCGCAAGAGACCGAGCUCUGGUGGCGAGCGGCCCCCGGCGGAGGCCCCGUGCAGUAACGAUAGCGAGGAGGAUAUGUUUGGUGACUAUGACAGCUUUUAUGGAAACGAUUCCUUGAUCACUCAAGUGGAUGAUGCUGAACACAAAUACCUGCAGGAUAAAAAUACGGAUGUGAAAGCAGCUGGAGAGAUGCUACUUGGGAACCUUCAGUCAGGAGUUCACCAGAAAGAGCAAGAUAACUUCUCUGCUUCACAAAAUCUGGUUGUCCUUAAAAGUGACAAAGAGGGUGCCUGCCAAAUGCAUGACAGUGACCCAGCUGAUGGCAAUCAAAAAUUAACUGAGUCUAUUUUAGAUGACUUGCCAUCGUCACAACUCCUGUAUUUUGAAAAAAUGGAUGAACUUUCUUCUGCUUCUAGAAUGUCUCCACUCUCAAAAGGGAGAGAUGAACGUGUAAAUUCUUUCUCAGACAAAAUCAGAGACCCAUUGUCUUUUUAUGCUGGUGCUGAACACAGGAACAGACCUAUUGAUUCUUCCUCACGCUCCAAGUGUGUUUUAUUUAAAUCCGAGAGUCUCAAAGAUCACCUGAAAAGUGCUAUGACUGGAAAUGCCAGAGCCCAGACUCUGCAGGUCUCCAAGACCAAGCAGCUCAAAGAAGCUGUUUUAUCUGAAGAGAUUUUUGUGGCUAGGAAAGCUAUUGAAUCUUCUUCUCUUGAUAUAGGCCCUUUUUAUGGAUUACCUAGCAAGGUUAAAGAUUUAUUCAGACAACUUCGAGGGAUUGAAACACUUUAUGAGUGGCAGCAUGAUUGCCUAAUGUUAGAAUCCCUACAGCAAAGGAAGAACUUGAUAUACUCAUUGCCAACUGGUGGUGGAAAAACUCUUGUAGCUGAAAUAAUAAUUCUCCAAGAAUUACUCUGCAGGCAGAAGGAUGUUCUGAUGAUCCUGCCAUAUGUUGCCAUUGUCCAAGAAAAGGUUAGGGGUUUAUCGAGUUUUGGGAUAGAAUUGGGUUUCCUGGUUGAAGAAUAUGCAGGAAGUAAAGGAAGAUUUCCACCAAUCAAAAGGAGAGUAAAGAAAUCUCUUUAUAUUGCUACUAUAGAAAAAGGACAUGCUCUGGUGAACUCCUUAAUUGAAACAGAAAGAAUUGAUGAUCUCGGCCUGGUUGUGGUAGAUGAGCUGCAUAUGCUCGGGGCGGGAAGUCGUGGAGCAGUACUGGAAAUUACUCUGGCGAAAAUUCUUUACACCAGUAAAAAGACACAGAUCAUUGGCAUGAGUGCAACGUUAAAUAAUGUUGGAGACCUGCAGAAGUUCCUGCAAGCAGAGUACUACACUAAUAAUUUUAGACCGGUAGAAUUAAAGGAGUACAUAAAGAUACGAGACACCAUUUAUGCAGUUGACAGCAAAACAGAAAAUGGCUUUGCUUUUUCACAUCUCCUUAAUUUCAAGUAUUCUAGUAAUCUGGAGAAAGCAGAUCCUGACCACAUCAUUGCACUUGUUACUGAAGUUAUUCCUAAAUAUUCCUGUCUAAUCUUUUGUCCUACUAAAAAGAAUUGUGAAAAUGUGGCUUCAAUGGUGUGCAAGUACCUCAAGAAAGAAUUUAGAGCUCACAAGGAGAAAGAAAAACAAGAUCUCAUCAAGAACCUAAAGAGUAUUGGAAAUGGAACUGUCUGUCCUGUUUUGAAGCAGACAAUCCCUUUUGGUAUUGCCUAUCACCAUAGUGGCCUUACAAAUGAUGAAAGGAAAAGCAUAGAGGAAGCUUAUUCUGCAGGUGUCCUGUGUCUGCUUGCUUGCACAGCCACUCUAGCUGCUGGAGUGAACCUACCAGCUAGAAGGGUGAUUCUCAGAGCUCCUUAUGUUGGCAAUGACUUCCUGAAGAAGAACCAGUAUAAGCAAAUGAUUGGCAGAGCUGGUCGAGCUGGUAUUGACAGUGCUGGAGAAAGUAUUCUCAUAGUGCAAGAAAAAGACAAACACUUGGUUCAGGAUUUAGUUCACAGUCCUAUGGAGAACUGCUACAGCAAUCUUCUGCUGGAGUUGACCAAGGGAAUCCAAAGCCUGUUGUUAUCUUUGGUUGGACUGAAGAUAGCAGUUACCUGUGAGGAAGUGGACAAUUUUAUGUGCUGUACAUUGCUGGGUGUUCAGCAGCAGCUGCUGUCUCAAGAGAAGAGCCUCGCAGAGAUAAUUAAAGAUGGGCUGGAAAAUCUAAUAGAAAAAGGACUCCUAAAAGGAAGAAUAUCUGAGAAAGACCACAAUUCCAAAUCUACACUGACAAUCACACCCCUGGGUAAAGCUGCAUAUAAGGGCUCAAUAGACUUGGCGUACUGCAAUAUUCUGUACCGAGAAUUGAAAAAGGGUUUGGAGGGGCUGGUUCUCGAGAGCAAUCUUCAUCUCCUAUAUCUGUCAACUCCCUAUGAUAUGACUUGUAGCCCAGAUUGGAUGAUAUACUUGAGACAGUUUAACCAGCUAAGUGCAGCAGAGCAAAAAGUAGCAGAUAUUGUGGGAGUACCUGAAAGCUUUAUUACAAAAAAGGCUUCUGGUCAAGCCGUCAGAAAGAAUGUGGACAGUGCUGUGGUGAACAGGUUCUACCUGACAUUUGUGCUUUAUUCACUACUGAAAGAGACCAAUAUAUGGAGUGUUUCAGAGAAAUUUAACUUGUCCCGGGGGUAUGUGCAGAAUCUCCUCAAUUCUGCAGCCUCCUUUGCAUCCUGCCUUCUACAUUUCUGUGAGGAAUUGGAAGAAUUCUGGGUUUAUAAAGCCUUGCUGACAGAGCUUACCAAGCAGCUGACAUACUGUGUUAAGACAGAACUCAUCCCUCUGAUGGAGGUAGCAGGGGUUCUAGAGGCACGAGCAAAACAGCUUUACAACGCAGGGUACAAAACUUUAGCACACUUGGCUAAUGCAAAUCCAGAAACUUUGGUGAGGAUGAUUGAGCACUUGUCACGACGUCAAGCCAAACAAAUAAUUUCAUCUGCAAAGAUGCUGCUGAGUGAAAAAGCUGAGGCUUUACAGGAAGAAGUCGAAGAACUCUUAAAAGUGCCAACAGAUAUCCCAGGGACCCACUGAUUGUCAUGGAAAAAAGUAAUGAAUCCAAAAUUCAGAUAUUUUUAAAAUUUUUAACUCUCCUGUUUAAAGCUGCUGUAAUUUAAUAAAAAUUUAAUGUCUUUUGUA